CGUCUCUCAAGCAGUGCGAGUCGAUCGUUCGAGCGCGCUACAUCUAAGCGCAGAAAACGUAGUGCGAAAGCCCAAUACGCACACAGAGUGUAUCGUGUGUAGAUCGUGCCACCGUGACGUGGAAGUGUUAAUCAGACAAAAAGAACAAAGCAGUUUAAUCACUUGGAAAGUAGCAUAAAUCAGACAAGAUGAGAGCAUUCAUCGCGAUCGCCCUGCUGAUGCUGGUACAGUGCGUACUGACCGUUCCAGUUCCCCAAUUUCUCACCUUCCGUGAUGGAAAGUUUGGCGUCAACUUCGGCGGUUACCAUGCGGAGGCCGGCCUCGGAGGGCUACUGACGGGCAAUUCCGCCCACGGUGGACUGUCUGCAUCGGCGGGCACCCCCUACGGACAGCAGGCGGGGGCUGGAUUGGGCGGAAUCGUCGGUGGCAACGAACGCACCGCUGGAGGAGCCUACGCGGGAGCAACGGCUGGCAGUGGUGUCGGCGCUAGUGCCGCCAUCGGCGGUGGACUCGAUGGAGUAGGAGCUGCCGGAGGAGUGGGCGCCGAAUCUCAUGCGGGAGGUUUGAGCAAGAAGGUAGUCAAACUGGGCCAAACCAAUGGUGCCGCGCCACCGACUGAGGUUGUUAUCUCGAAGGAGCAUGGUCAUGGGGGAAACUUUGAGCGCAUCGAUAACCGUGAAUACCACAAGGAAGUGCACACCGAGGUGAAGGCACCGCCAGCACAUCCCGCCCCAGCGCAGCAUGGUUUCCACAAGACCGUCUAUAAGAAGAAAGUGAUCAGUCACCCGCACAAGGUCGCCGUGGUACACACCUCGACGCAGCAUGGCGGAGCUCCUCCGCAAGGGCUGGACAUAAAUCGUUUUUUCGAAUUCCAAACGUUCUCCAAUCUGGGUGCACAAUUUGCGCACCCUCCAUUGCCUCCUCCACCACCACCACCACCGGCACCAAUCGCAUAUAAAACAACGAUCGUAAAGGAAUCGUCUUUCGCGCCAGUUCAUUACCACCAACAGCAACCCUCGUACGAGAAAGAGAUUCACACCCGGCUUGACUCGUCGAACGGGCACAGUGCCGGUGGUGCAUCGACAAGCACGCACGUGGUCGCAAGCUCAACCCACAACUCCAACUUCUGGAACGAUAUCUUCAACAUCCCAAUCUCCACAUUGUCGGCUGUUAAUCAAUUCCUGAACAACAAGAGUGGCAGCGGAAGCGUGCAUGUGGAGAAACACGUCGAGGUCCACUAGUGAACACAUGAUGGGCGAGAUAUCCUUGAAGCAAAGGCUUGUAGCCGUUCAGUGAAGCAUUUUAAAUCUUUUCAUGCGAUACGCAAGAGCUGAAUGCAGCUUAAUUUUAGAUAACGAGGAAGAACAAAUUAUGCGAACGCAGCUAAAUUCUGAACUCACACAGCCGACUCCAGGGUGUGUUGUGUUCUAAUCUUUAUUUAAAAUUUCUACCUAAAAUAAAAAGUACACUUUACACAACAUGA
Messenger RNA from Anopheles aquasalis, 1483 nucleotides. RefSeq names its product merozoite surface antigen 2, allelic form 2. NCBI's taxonomy places the organism in Eukaryota, Metazoa, Arthropoda, Insecta, Diptera, Culicidae. The record is from RefSeq and is a predicted model, not a curated record.